Messenger RNA from Alnus glutinosa, 911 nucleotides. RefSeq names its product CASP-like protein 5C1. The transcript has 3 exons. The coding region runs from base 268 to 726 and encodes 152 amino acids. Lineage: Eukaryota; Viridiplantae; Streptophyta; Magnoliopsida; Fagales; Betulaceae. The record is from RefSeq and is a predicted model, not a curated record. Gene Ontology annotation, cellular component: membrane.
CCUCUUUCCCUUAUUUUCCUUUCUCGGAAUUCCUUUUCCGUCACACAAACGCAUUUGCCAUUUAUUCAAAUUCCCAUUUCUCUUCCCUGAAAACUACCAUAAAUACUUGUAAUUCCAUUCCCAUUCCCACAUUUACUUUUCAGCUUUUAUAUUCAUUUCCCACCUGGUACAUUCUCUCUGGUACAUGAGAAUUCCUGAGAGGCAUGGCUAGAGCCGCUGAGAAUUGGAGUUGACUAUGACGAGGCCUUGCAUGCAAGCAAUAAUAGCAUGGACGAGCUGCCAGGGGCAUUGGGCACCAGCGCCAGCUUGGCUCUGCGGUUGGGUCAGACUGUCUUCUCCUCCGCCUCCCUUCUCUUCAUGUGCUUGGACGUUGAGUUCUACAGCUACACUGCCUUCUGCUAUUUGGUGACAGUCAUGGGCUUGGUAAUUCCAUGGAGCCUGACAUUAUUAGUGGUGGAUGCAUACUCUGUCUUCAUUAGAUGUUUACCUCGUCAACCAAGAAUAAUGUUGGUCAUCAUUGCAGGAGAUUUGGUUUUGUCGUUUCUCUUGCUAGCCGCGGCAUCCUCAGCAGCUAGUGUGACAGACCUCCUGCUUGAUUCCGGUGGAUACUAUUGCCCUGCUAAGUUAUGUAGUAGAUAUCAGUUGUCCACCGCAAUGGCUUUCCUGUCUUGGUUCCUUUCAUUGGCUUCAUCUCUGUUCAAUCUUUGGCUUCUUCCUUCUUUGUAAAAUUCUGGCUGGAGGUUGCCAACGUAGAAAUGAAAUGGGUAAAUAGUGAGAAAGUCGAUGUUUACCAAAGUCAAAUUUUGUUCAUUGAUUGUGUUUCAUAUAUACAGAAAUAUCAAAUAUGAUACAGUUGGGUCAUUAUAAAUUUGAUAUUUUCUACAGCCUAAUAAUAAGUAAGGUCUUGCAAA